This is a messenger RNA of Melanotaenia boesemani (Boeseman's rainbowfish), 5767 nucleotides long. It is a transcript of the gene arhgef5, whose product is annotated as Rho guanine nucleotide exchange factor (GEF) 5. The record is from RefSeq and is a predicted model, not a curated record. Gene Ontology annotation, molecular function: guanyl-nucleotide exchange factor activity; protein binding. Gene Ontology annotation, biological process: intracellular signal transduction; activation of GTPase activity. Gene Ontology annotation, cellular component: nucleus; cytoplasm. The transcript is spliced from 15 exons. Lineage: Eukaryota; Metazoa; Chordata; Actinopteri; Atheriniformes; Melanotaeniidae. The coding region runs from base 507 to 5699 and encodes 1730 amino acids.
UUUGUGUACUUGUUUUUGCUAGAGGGGGUCCACACAGUCAGUCACGUGAACAGUAAAGGGGACAGAAGUAGUGGACAUGCUCACAAGACUUUGGUUGGACUUAUGAGAUAUCUCCCAGUUUAGCAGCAGCGACAGUGAAGACGAGGCUGAGAAAAAAGGUGGGGAAAGAUAAGUGUCAAUCUGUUCAGACUUGUUUGGGAAUUUGAAGAAGGAAGGGAGGUGGGGAGAGAAAGGCAGAAGCAGACAGAGAGAAAAGCCAGAAGAACUUAGGCAUGAACAUGAAUUUUUUUCCCCCACAAGACUUGAAGGAUUAAAAGAAAAAAAAAAGUGCAUUUGAGAUUGAUUUGGAAACCAGUUAGGACAUUUGCUUUGUCCCACAGACACUACCAAAACAAGGAAUGAAUUUUUCAGUAUUGUGCAAUGUCAUGCUUUUAAGCUAGACUUGGGAAGGGGCUGGAACCAUUUUUCCCUGGAAUACAACUUCAGGUUCUCCAAAUUAUGGUAGUAUGGGAACCAAAAAGCCCUGCUAUACCCUCACUGACACUUUAUCUAAGGCAAUCUCAGGUGGUCCCAGGCUGCAGCAAGGUGGAAAAAUCUCCCAAAAUCCAACUUCCAGAUCAAAAAUGACUGCUUCAUUAGAGCAAGACAGAGACAACAAACAAGAGGAAAACUGGAGAGACUGUGGUUUUGCUCCCCGGUUUAGAGAGGGAGACAGAGAAUGGAAGAAGACAGAAAGGAGGCAAGAAGAUGACAGAGGGAAAAACUGGAGACUGCAUUCAAAUAAUGAGAAGGAGAUAAAAGGAUGGAAAAGUAAAGGUGACACAUUUCCAAGAAUACGAAAGGACAAAGCUGAUUAUGCCGCUGAGAUGGCUGCAGAAAGAAGGGAAAGGAGGCAAAGAGAUCGGCCCAGAGGAGAAAAGAAGGAUGUCUGGGAGAGAGAAAGGUACAGAGACAAUGAAAGGGAUGUGGUCUGGAGCAGGUCAAAGGACCCUAGAGAAAGAACUGCAGAUGAUGAGAGAUCCCGACAGAGGGACAGAUACAAGGUGUCGAGUGUUGACUUUCAAGACAAGACAAGAGACAUGAAAGAUCCAGGUAGAAUGAGAGAAGGAGAUAGAACUAGAAAGAUGGAAAUGCAGAGACCUGACAGGGAGGAGAGGAAAGACAGAAUGUAUUCCCCAUACAGGACAGCUGACAGAGACAUCUACAUGAUGAAGACGGAACAAAGAAGUGAGGGAAGAAGGGAUGUUAGGAGUGAAGAAGACAGUGCUGAGAGAGGGCAGAAAAGGGAGAGAAAAAGGAAUAGAGAGGAGGAGGAAUUUAUACAUCAACUAAGCAGAAGUGUGGAGGACAACAAGGGCAAAACAGACUGGGAGAGGGAUCGAGAUAGACAGAGAUACAGAGAGAGGGACAGAGAAAUAGAUAGAUCCAGAAGGAGGGAAAUGGAGGACAGCAGAGAAAUGUACAGAGAAAAUGACAGGAGAGCAGCAAAACAGGCAGACUGGGAGGGGGAAAGAUGGAGGGAAAGUAAAAGACAGGAGGAUGGUCGAUACAGAGAGGAGAGACUAGACUGGGAGAGAAAGAAAAGACGGGAAUAUAGAACAGGCAGAGGCAGCGGAUCCCAGAGUGAUUCAGCUUCAAGGGAACCACCACGAGCCCAGAGCAGUGGAGAGUGGAGUAGUGAUCUGGACAGUAAGGCAGGAUACGGAAGAGACAGAGACAGAAGGAGAGAGGGGACUUAUGAACAUAAAAGAGGAAAAGAAAGAAAAAGAGACCCUGAGAGAAGUGAAAAGCAGCAGAUGCGUAUUGAGAAACGUGAGAACAACAGAGAAGAAAUUACAGGAAAUCGGGAAAGAGGGAAGUGGUUAGAGCCACAGAGGGGCAAGAAUAGUCAAGACAAAUACUUAGACGGAGAGAGACAUACAAGGCAGAAAGAGUGGAGGAAUGAAGAAGAGAGAAAUAUUGACUCACAGGCGGAAUGGGGAAGAAAUGGGCGGCGAAUAGAAGAGGAAUCACAUGAGAGGCACUUGGAGCAUGGAGGGCGAAUUGAGUACAGGAAAGACCCAGAAGGAGUAAGUGUAGACGCAGAAGAAGAGAGUGAAAUCUGGAGAGAGACAAAUAAAAAAGGGAAGGAACAUCUGUCUGACAGUGACGGAGGAAUAGGGGGAAGCAGACAGAGGGAUGCAGUGGGAGAUAAUACUGAGGAGAGUGACAAAGAGGAAGAGGGUGGGAGCGAUAUCUGGGCACGCUCUGAGGGUGAAGAAGGAUGUGAGGCCGGGUGGAAGCACGACAAAGAGAGAAUGCUGUCAGGAGACGAUUGCUCUGUGACCCUGUCCAGUGGCAGAGACGAGGACGAGAGAGAAAACGAAGAAGUGGAAUUUUAUGAUUGUCAUGAAGUUAUGGAAGUUGGGGUUACGUAUAACAAUCCCACAUCUGACUUCAAGGGGUAUGAAGGAGAAAAGGGGAAGGAAGAAGAAUGGACAGUGGGGAAGGAGAUAUCUGUUGAUGAGGAGGAGCAAGGGAAGGGAAAGAAGCCAAAGUACGUCUUCUGUGUGAUUGGGCAAACUCUUUCCCGCUCAGAAACCAGUGAGAUGUUACCAUCACAAGAUGAUCACAGGGGUGGAGCGGAAAGAGAGAGCUCAAAUUUAGCAACUCACAAUGACAGUAGUGAUGACACACAAAAAUCUCAUGGUGACCUUUGUCUGAUUUCAAACAGAACUGAUGACCAACCAGUUAUUAACAACCAGGACACAAAAGAAGACAAUCACACACCAAGAGAGGAGAGACCUGUAUCGGGAGACACAGCUGAGGGAAAUGUGGGAUACAGAGCAUCUUCAAGGCUUCAAGACACAGAACUUGUAGAAGGAAUGAAGAGCAAAGUAAAGCCCCCAUAUACAGAAUUCGGAGCGAUUAAAAGAGACUCAAAGACUGAAAGACUGCUUGAGAAAUGGAGAAAUCAAAAUAAGGAGCUAGCAGGAAAAGAAUGGGAUCCAACUUCUAAUGCUUGCUCUCCGGACAAAUUGGAGCCAAUUUAUCCCUUUUUGGAUCAGAUAGACACUGAAGCGAUUAGUCCAGAGGAGCUAGAGGCCAUUCGUCUCCGAAUGAGUGGGGCAUGGAGCAUGUCUGAGGAACCAAAGCGACAUUCCCAAGCACCCCACCUCAAAUGGGCCAAAAAUGUGGUGUGUGAAAUCUUGGGACACUCAGAGGAAGAGGUGGUGGAUGAACCAAAUGCAGAGGGACAAGAAAAUCAAGGGAUCACCCAAUCUGAGAGCAACAAAAAACCAGAGGACGCUACAGAAGGGACUGUGGAUUUGCCUGUAAUUACACUGAGAAAAGAUGAAGAGUCAGAGCCAGAGCUGGAUGAUGAAUACCAGUUGGAGGAAUUUAGAGGUAUGGGGCAGAGCCAACCCAGCAUGCAUGCUGUCCAAGUCAAAGCUAUGCAUGUUACAACACCUACAUACACUCAUUCUGACACACUGAUAAACACAGGAGAGAGUGCAGAUUAUACAGUGGACCAAAAUGCUGAGCCUUCUGGUCAGACUCGGUUAGAAAAAUCAGAAAUUCUUAAGUCAGCAGAGAUGGAAAAUGAAGCUGAGGCCUUUUUAAAUGUGACUAACACAUUGUACAAGCCUAACAGCUGCCCCAUUCUUACUUAUGACUCUGAGUCUGAACUCCUCAGCCCAUCUAGAGAGGGUAAGAGCAAAGAAGGGAAAGAUGCAAUGUGUCAAAGUGAAGAUGAAAGGCAGGGAGAGGAACCUGAAGACAGUGGUACUUCAGUGGAAAUAGAAAAGAUGGGGGUGGGAGUGAAGGUGGAUAUCAAGGAGGGAGAGACGGCAACAGUAAAGAAAAUGGCAACACUGACAAACUCCUGCAGUUUUCGGGAUUUGGGUCUCGAAGCUCGCUUUCGAAGAAGGGGAAUCCGUAAAACCACUGAGAGAAGAAAUGGAGAGCUUGUAGAAGUACAAGAAGAGGAAGGUGUUGGAAGGGAUCGCAGACCCAUAAUAUACUCUGCAACAGAUGAUGAGGAUUUUGCAGGAAGAAGCUGGGGAGAUGCAGAGCUGAGGAAUGGUUUAUCAAUUGAAAAUCGGAAAAGAAAUUCUAAUUUUUUUCCUGAUACACAACUCUACCAACAGUACAGCGAGGCAGCACAGAACUUUGAGAUCCUGCGUCAGUCUCGCUCUGAUGCCCUCUCUGUAUCGGAGGAGAGUACCCACUCUCCUGCUCCCUCACCUCCCCCUGCCCGAAGACCUCUUCCUCCUCUACCUGCCGUCCCGCAUCCCCACUCCUUGUCCCACACAGGGUCCAUCACCAGUUUCAGUAGCUUGCAAAUCCCAGAGCCCCCCAAGAACGAAGGCAGACCUUCCUCACCACGUCUGUCCAUCUCACUUUCACAGUCUCCCUCACUGUGGAGGGAGCUGCCAGCUGUUAGGAACAGUAUUGAGCUGGAGGAGCUCGGAGAGGCCAAGAGGCGACUACAAGAGGUGAGAUUUGAAGUAGUGACCUCAGAGGCCUCUUACUGCAGGAGUUUGGACAUAGUUGUUGAACACUUUGUCAAGUCCAAGCAGCUAGGGGCUCUACUGGGCACUCAGGAUAAGAACUGGCUGUUCUCUCGGUUGACUGAUGUUCGUGCCAUCAGCCACAGCUUUUUGUCAAAGCUGGAGGAGCGUGUGGAGUCAGACGUGAUGCACUUCACUGUGUGUGACAUCAUCGCUCGGCACUGUCACCGCUUCAGAACGGUCUAUGUGCCCUACCUCACCAACCAGUCAUAUCAGGACGACACCUACCAGAGACUCAUGAAUGAUAAUCCAAGGUUCAAGCGGACUGUGGAAAACUUAGAGAAGAGUCCUGUUUGUCAGAGACUCCCUCUCCGUUCUUUCCUCGUGCUUCCCUUCCAAAGGAUCACAAGGAUCAAACUACUGGUCCAGAAUAUAGUGAAAAGGACGACUCCUGAUACACCAGAGUGGAAGCAGGCAAUCAAAGCUUUAAAACUUCUAGAAAAUCUGAUUCAGGAGAGUAAUGACAGCAUCUCUCAGAUGAAAAGCAUAGAGUCUCUUGUCACUCUAAGUGCUAAAGUGGAAUUCGAAUGCAGGACGCUUCCUCUGAUCAGUCAGUUUCGAAGGUUGGUGCGAGAAGGUCCCGUCACUGAACUGAUGGAGUUCUCUCAAAAAGAAACAGAGAGAAAAGUUUACUUACAUCUCUUCAAUGACAACUUGCUGCUUUCACUACCAAAAGAAGGGGGAAGAUUCACUGUAAUCGACCAUUGUCCUGUAUCGGAUCUGCGUGCGGAGAACUGCCGUGUCAAACUUCUCUCCCUACAGAAGAACCUGUUCCGGUUGCACAUGUCACAGAGAUUACUGCUGCUAAGAGCUGAGACACAGAGUGAUAAGCUACGCUGGAUUUCAGCCCUUUCCAGACCACAUCCUAAAACAGAUUUUUCUGCUGCAGAAGAGUUUGAACAGAUGCAGUGUAUUCGAGGAUUUGUGGGCCAGCAGCCAGACGAGCUGUCCUUAGACAAAGCUGAUAUUAUUCUAGUGCAUCCAGAUUCAGCUAAGUGCGAUGAUUGGGUGGAGGGGACCAAGCUCUCUGACCGACAACGUGGAUGGGUGCCCAGGCCCCAUUUGGAAAUAAUAAGCAAUGCCAAAGUCAAAAAGCACAACCUGUCAGAUGCCCUCAAGCUCACAACGGCUACAGCUGCUGUCUGAAAGAGUCAGAAGCCAAGGAAAGUCCCAGAUAUACCGCAAAGAAAACUCUCAGCUGUGGGCUCCUGUUG